AUGGGACCUUCCUCAACACCAUUGUUGUACCUCUGCCUACUGCUCGUGUCGUGCCUUCUUCUCUUGGAAGAAGCACACACGACACGCCAUCGAGGGAUCUCACUGAGGUCUCAACACAACGCCCUCCUCCACUGGAAAGCGACGCUUGCGAGUCCACCGCUGCAGAUGAGCUCUUGGCAGGAAAACACGAGCCCCUGCAACUGGACGGGCAUCAUGUGCACGGUUGUUCGCCAUGGUCGCAGCAUGCCCUGGGUGGUGACCAACAUCUCCCUGCCAGAUGCUGGCAUCCAUGGCCAGCUUGGUGAGCUCAACUUCUCGGCUCUUCCAUUCCUCACAUAUAUUGACCUCAGCAACAACAGUCUUCAUGGUCAAAUACCAGUUAAUAUCAGCUCUUUGUCAUCACUGUCUUAUCUUGACCUCGGCUUCAACCAUCUCAAAGGACAAAUUCCGUUUGAGUUUGGUAGCCUGCAGAGUCUCACCCAACUUGGUCUCUCAUUUAACAAACUCACAGGACAUAUCCCUGUGUCUCUGUGUAACCUAACAAUGUUAACUGAUCUUAUCAUUCACCAAACCAUGGUAUCAGGUCCCAUUCCUGAAGAGAUUGGAAGGCUUGUCAACCUACAACUUCUACAGCUAAGCAACAACACCUUAGGCGGCAUGAUACCAAAAACCCUUGGAAAUCUGACCCAACUAAAUACUUUGUACGUGUUUCAUAAUCAACUUUCAGGGCCUAUACCCCAAGAACUAGGCAGGCUAGUCCAUUUGCAAAAUCUUCAUCUUGCUGGAAAUGAUUUGUCAGGUCCAAUUCCAGUCUUCAUAACCAAUCUUACAAAGUUGAACCAAUUUUUUCUCUUUGAAAAUCAAAUCACAGGUUCAAUACCCCCAGCAAUAGGCAACCUCACUAUGCUAAACCAACUUGGUCUCUAUAGAAAUCAAAUCACAGGUUCAAUACCGGCAGAAGUAGGCAACCUCACUAUGCUCAAUGAACUUCUUCUCUAUACAAAUCAAAUCACAGGCACAAUACCUUCAGAAUUGGGCUACUUGCUGAAUCUCCAGAAGUUAGACUUGGCUGACAACCAAAUAUCUGGCUCUAUUCCUGACAGCUUAGGAAAUAUUACCAAGCUAUUACUACUACACCUCUUUGAAAAUAAGAUAUCUGGCUUGUUUCAGAACCAAAUAUCGGGAUCAAUACCAAAAACUUUUGGUAAGUUGCAAAGCAUCCAAGAACUGCAGAUCUAUGAUAAUAAAUUAUCAGGUUCUCUUCCUCAAGUAUUUGGAGGUCUCACAAACCUUGUUGAACUUUGGUUGUCUAGCAACUCACUUUCAGGACCUUUACCCGCAGAUAUAUGUUCAGGUGGCAAUCUUAGAAUUCUCAGUGUCGCAUCUAAUAUGUUCAAUGGCCCCAUUCCAUUGAGUUUAAAGACAUGUAAGAGUUUGGUUAAAAUUAACCUUGAGUCGAACCAGCUAACAGGAGAAAUAUCACAAUAUUUUGAAAUAGAAAAGCUAGGAAAGUUAGGAUACCUUGAUAUAUCUGGAAACAGACUAAGUGGAUUAAUACCUCAGGAAUUAGGGACUUGCAUGAGACUACAGUCCUUGAAGAUCAACAACAACAACUUCAGUGGGACUUUGCCAGGUACGAUUGGAAAUUUAGCAGACCUGCAAAUCAUGUUAGAUGUGAGCAACAAUAACCUCAGUGGUGUGUUGCCGCAACAACUUGGGAGGUUGGGGAUGCUAGAAUCUCUGAAUUUAUCACAUAAUCAGUUUAGUGGAAGCAUUCCAUCCUCCUUUGCAAGCAUGACGAGCCUUUCAACACUCGAUGUCUCCUACAACGACUUGGAAGGACCAGUCCCAGUAGCACGGCUACUCCAAAAUGCUUCAUCAAGUUGGUUUCUACCCAAUAAAGUCAGUCACCAUAAGCAAAAGAUACUUGGUUUACUUUUGCCAAUUGUUAUUGUGAUGGGUUUCGUCAUUGUUGCUACAAUUGUUGUCAUAAUAAUGCUUACUCGUAAGAAGAGAAAACCACAAGAAGGUGCCACUGCAGAAGCAAGGGACCUAUUCUCUGUUUGGAAUUUUGAUGGAAGAUUGGCAUUUGACGAUAUUCUAAGGGCGACGGAAGACUUUGACGAUAAGUACAUCAUCGGAACAGGAGGGUACGGCAAAGUCUAUAAGGCACAACUCCAAGACGGGCUGCUAGUUGCUGUGAAGAAGCUUCACCAGACCGAAGAAGAGUUGGGUGACGAGAGAAGAUUUCUCAGUGAAAUGGAAAUAUUAUCACAGAUCCGACAAAGAAGCAUUGUGAAAAUGUAUGGAUUCUGCUCCCAUCCAGCAUAUAAAUUUCUUGUCUACGAUUACAUUCAGCAGGGCAGCCUCUACAGGAUACUGGAAAAUGAGGAGCUAGCGAAGGAAUUGGAUUGGCAGAAGAGAAUUUCUCUUACAAAUGAUGUGGCUCAAGCAAUAUCUUAUUUGCACCAUGAAUGCAGUCCACCUAUAAUCCAUCGAGAUAUCACAAGCAACAACAUCUUACUUGAUACAACCUUCAAGGCUUUUGUCUCAGAUUUUGGCACAGCAAGGAUUCUUAAGCCUGAUACAUCAAACUGGAGUGCACUAGCAGGAACGUACGGCUACAUAGCUCCUGAACUGUCGUACACAUCUGUUGUGACAGAGAAAUGUGAUGUCUAUAGCUUUGGCGUUGUUGUGCUAGAGCUACUGGUGGGGAAGCAUCCGAGGAAUCUAUUAGACGGUACCUUGUUAAAUGGAGAACAAACUACACUGGUGCAAGAUAUUCUGGACCAACGGGUGACAACACCAACAACAACAGAAGAGAACAGCUUAUGUCUCCUCAUUAAGCUGGCCUUUUCUUGCUUGGAAUCUUCUCCACAAGCAAGGCCAACCAUGAGGGAGGCAUACCAAACGCUCAUCCAGCGACCUCCUUCUAGUUCAUGUCCCAUGCCUUUCAGCACACUUACAUUACAGCAAGCAAGGGAUGCAUAUUAA
Molecule: messenger RNA, 2994 nt
Organism: Hordeum vulgare subsp. vulgare (domesticated barley)
Lineage: Eukaryota; Viridiplantae; Streptophyta; Magnoliopsida; Poales; Poaceae
Product: probable leucine-rich repeat receptor-like protein kinase At1g35710
Exons: 5
Coding region: 1-2994 (997 amino acids)
Biological process (GO): hormone-mediated signaling pathway; protein phosphorylation
Cellular component (GO): plasma membrane
Molecular function (GO): ATP binding; protein binding; protein kinase activity
Source: RefSeq, a predicted model, not a curated record